UCAGCCAGAGUUACACAAAGCUGUAUCCAGCAGGAAGCUCCAGAGGCAGAAAAUUUUGUAAAGCAGGCAGCCUCUUGGCAGGCUGCUCUCGGAGCACUUGGCAGGCUCUAACAGCUGCUGUAGACCCUGCACGGAGAGUGGUUAAACGCUACUCCUUAUACCUAGAGACAGACACCGUGUUUUGUAAUGUGCAACUGGAGAUGCUCACCUAAACAUCCUCAGGGAAACACUGUCUACUUCUAACAGAGACAAAUACUAUGUGUACAGAGUGUUUCAGAUGCUCUCCUGUGUGGAUACAGAAGCACUUUGCCCAGCCUUAAAGAUCAGCAUCACUCAGAGACAUGGGAAAUCUCCACUGAGGCUGUCUGAUCGGUUUCCCUUAGGUGAUUUACAUCACUGGAAACUUUGCAUUACACAGAACUCUGUACUGGGGUCUCACAUCUGAGAACGUCUUCCAAAGAAGGCUUUGGACUUCACCCUAAGAGAGACAGAUUUCCACUUUAGAGACGACGUAAUUUUCCUUCCUGUGAGAAUAACAUGAACCAGAGGGUGUUAGCUUUCCUUCUCCCAAACUUUUUAUUUGGGCUAUUUCUUCUUGGGUUUUUCAGUAAGAGACAAAAGAACCUAACAGAUACUUUUCCCAAAAAUUGGCUGGCAAUUCAAAACAGUCGUAAAACCACACUGGCUUCUUUCUGCCUGAAGAAUAACCUUAAUAAACCAGGAAGAAAAUUGGAUUCUCAUGUUGCAUACCAGCUCUUUGUGGAGCACAAGCAUAAAUUCAUCUACUGUGAGGUGCCCAAGGUAGGCUGCUCCAACUGGAAGAGAACUAUUUUUCUUCUUCAAUCAGACUUGAAUACAGAAGCUUCUGAAAUUGAGCAUGUCAAAAUCCACCAUACCACACUGAUCAAAAGGCUCUUGUCUUACCCUCCUGCCUUACAAAAGGAAUUUCUAAGCAAUUACACCAAAGUGAUGUUCACCAGACAUCCCUUGGAAAGGCUGGUUUCAGCUUACAGAGACAAACUCCUGCACUCUGAACCAUUCUACAGUACCACUGUUGCUAAUGAGAUUAGGGCAAUGUUCAGGAAAGAUACAAAUUCUUCUGAAAAAGUGAGUUUCCAGGAGUUUGUCAACUUCAUUAUAACAAAACCACCACAUAGGCUUGACAUUCACUGGAAACCAAUGUUUCUGCUCUGCGAUCCUUGCAACAUUCACUAUGAUAUUCUGGGUAAGUAUGAAACUCUUGGAUGGGACUCUGAUCAUGUUCUAAAGGCCAUUGAUGCACCAGAGAGCCUGCAAUACCCCAGCUUGAAGAGAUAUAGCUCAGAGAAACGAACUGAUGGUGAUAUAACCUUGGAGUACCUCAGACAAUUGACCUCAAAACAAAUUGAGAAGAUAAAAAAAUUGUAUGAAAUGGAUUUUCUUUUGUUCAACUAUACUACGAAAUAUGAGGAUCAUUUUUCCCUGAACAACUAAAUGUAGGUUAAACAAAAAACAGUUUCCUUUGUACCAAACAGGCUGAACUUGUCCUCACAGGUGUUUGGUAGGCAGGCUGGUGACUGCUGCUGAGAUUAUCCUGGAGUUUGUAGAUAUGGUUUAUCAUCCUAAGCACUCUUAUAAAAGUCCCUGUCAUGACUUCUUGUAUCAUGCAGACCUUCACCUAUUAAAAUUAUUUUCUUCCUGAUGAUCUUUAACAGCUUACAUUUGUUUCAUGAAAACUGUUCAUAAGUGACAGAUAUUGGUCUACUGGUCUACUAGAGACAUGGGAAGGACGAAAAAUGUUGUUUUUCACACUGAAUAUUUCAGGACAUUAUUUUUAUGUCAUUUUUUUAAUUAGAAAAAGACAUAAGAAAUAAUAAAUAAUCUGCUUGAGAGUUAACCACUCUGUCUGAAAGAGUCUUGAUCAUGAAUACUGUAGGAAAAGAGCAAGUAACUUCAGAUGCUUGAAGCUACAUUACACAGAACCUAAUGCCAGAAUAUCUUCCUCUCUAGCAAUGCUCUCAUCACAGCCCAUCAGCCUUGUCCUUCAAGAAACACAGCUGUCAGCAAUUCAGACAAAGUUUCCAUUAUAGCUCUUAAAAGUCUUCUGAUGAGCAGAUAUGGUAUUCAUGGUGACUUUACAAACCCUUCUCACCACUUUUGUAAGCAUUAUGGUCUGAUUUUAGCAGAAGGUCUGAAAAAUGCAUUGGAUUUUUUUAAGAGAAGUAGUUAGAGGUAAUUUCUAAACUGUACAACUGGGGUGGUGCAUGAUUUAAAAUCUCUGUGGAAAAGUGACUCUUAUUUAUUCUCCCAAAGCACUUAACAUGCAGUCAAUGGGCAGGUCAGUCAGCAUGGUGGGGACAAGGUUUGGGCUUUCCCAAUUGUACUGUUGGAAUCCACAAGCCCUUGGACUUACCUGAGCAUGGCACUUGGGAGGAGCUGGGUAACCUUAGAGAAUACAUUUGUUCUACCUGUUGCUUUCUCACCUUACAGGAGAAUGAGUGCAAAUAAAUUUGGAGUUAUGGUGAGAGGAACAGUGAAACAUGGGAGAAACAACUCAAACUGUUACCCCCUUCUUUAUUGGUUUUAGAUCACUGAGGGGUCUAUAACUGCUAUUAUAUUAAGCAUGAGAUUUGUCCCCUUUAAAAUGAAAUCUUUUGUCUAGUUAUAUUCAAAUAUUAAUUGGUGACCACAUUAAUUGUAACAAGUUUUAGCAAUUAAUUGUGACUAUUGGCACUGUCUAGGGGAUGUCAGUCUCUCAGCAGCUAAAUUGAAAAUCCCUCAAAUGCACUUAGUUCCUCUCAGCUAAAUCUGCAAAUGUAGAAAGGCUGGCAGGCUAGUUUUGGACCCAAAGUGUGCUCUCAGCUUCUCAUCACACAGAAAAAGACAGAUAAAAUAAGUUAAUCACAGAGCAGCCACCAAUCUGUACAGCCUUUGCUGCCAGCAGCAUGACCAAGGGAGGGGGAAAAGAAGACUGUGAAAUAUGGACACAAUGGGAUUUAAGUUAUGAGAGUUUGGAGGAGCCCUCCCAGUGGAGGAAGUGGGUUGCAGGAAUUAUCUGCUCCAGUGGGAAGGUGCAGUGAUAUACAACAUCAGCUGGAGAGAGUGAUCAGGCCACAGUGACAGGAGAAGGCCCAGAAAGAAGUGCUCUCUAUCCCCCUUGGCAGCAGAUUGUACACAAGCCAGGACUAGCAUUCAGUACAUCUGGUAGGUCUUGCUGGCUGACUAUUUCAUAAAUGGGGCAGCUUUGGCACAAGGAGAGAUCCAAAGUGAGAAGACCAAGCAAGAGCAGCAAAACUAUUUGGAAAAAAAAAAAAAGAAAUAAAAAAAAGAAAUAAAGAAAAAAAGGCUAUGAUUUUAUGCAGAAUGAUUCAUAUUUCUGGAUCUCACCCUCACCACCACCGUAUUUGGUAUUCCCAUAAUCCUACUAGCCCCCAAUACUGGAUUGUUCAUGCCACCCUGGCAACUCUGUAGUUAAUGCAGGUUUUUCUUUUCCUUUACUUGUUAGUUUUCUUUAGUCAGAGGAAGCUGGAAAUUAUUCCCAUCUAAGUUAAGUUUAUGCAGAAGGAUGCAGUCUCUUUUCCCUGAAUCAGAGCUACAUGCUUCUCCUACAUUCUUUGACAGAUCAUGCAGAGGUAGAGGGGAAUAAUAUUUGCUUCAUAACUCUCUUCUUCAUGAGAGAUCCCUCCAGAGCUGUAUCUGAAGCUGUAAGUAUAUCUAAAAAUAUGUACUGUAUUUUGUACUCUGGCACCCUCAUCCAGCCUAGGAAAGCUUUGAAGAAAUGAUACUGACAGAGUUUGAUAGGUGUCUUUGCUAUCAGCAUGCAGUGUUAACACCCCCCUCCAGUUUCUUGCUGUUAGAUGUGAGUGGCUUUCUAUUCUUAUUUCCUCUUUCACAGAGUUUCACAUAUUGUUCCUACAGUGGUGGCAGAAAGCUGAUGGCUAAUUCAUUCAUCACAAGCACUAGUCAGUAGCAGAAGGGUAUCUGUUAAAGCAGAAAAAUCUCUGUAACUAUUCACAGCAGACUUUGAGUUUUGCCAUUUGCCUAUAGAGAACUGUAUGUAGCACGUUGCCUCAGAUCACUGGCUGCUGUAAUGCUGUUUGUCUGGUGUGGAUCUGAACAAAAAAAAAGCGGCAGAGGACGUGUGGGCAUGUCUGCCUAUGUAACAACAGGUUUAGGACACAGCAUCAAAUAAGAACGGCAUAAAUUUUGUAUUACCAUCAGUAAUAAAUUGAGAAUAAUGGGUUGGAAAAGAGAAUAAUCUGUUGGAAAACAGAAAAAAAUAAUUUUUGAUGUUGUAAUAUAAUGAAGGCUCUGGAUAUUGUCUAAAACAGCCUGCAAGAACUGCAAGACACCUGUAAACUUUAUGAUGAAAAUUAAAACACAAGUGUCUCUUUAUGGCCUGGAAGAGAGGCUUCCUUUACUGUCUCUUGCCUACAAGUGCAAUGUCCAGAACAAGGCUCUAAGCAAAGCUGGGGUCCCUCCUGACUUUUGAACAGAGAAUAACCCUCAGUGGAACUUCUUUCCUUUGGAUGCUAACCCUUGAUGGUGCUCCUGGGUGGAAAAUGGAUUCUUGCAGCUGGGAGCUAGGGUGGAGGCAGUGUGGUGAGGCUCAGGCCCUGGGGAGGAUUUGAAUGGGGAGGGAAUGUCAUAAUUAAUCUUCUGAUUUAUUGUUAUAUGCCCGCGAUAUGAUCAUUGAAAUGUUAAUUUGUGAUUACCUUAAUAAACUGUAGUGAGUUAACACAUUA
Molecule: messenger RNA, 4724 nt
Organism: Cyanistes caeruleus (blue tit)
Lineage: Eukaryota; Metazoa; Chordata; Aves; Passeriformes; Paridae
Product: carbohydrate sulfotransferase 9-like
Biological process (GO): carbohydrate biosynthetic process; proteoglycan biosynthetic process
Cellular component (GO): membrane
Molecular function (GO): sulfotransferase activity
Source: RefSeq, a predicted model, not a curated record